Molecule: messenger RNA, 963 nt
Organism: Drosophila mauritiana
Lineage: Eukaryota; Metazoa; Arthropoda; Insecta; Diptera; Drosophilidae
Product: ribokinase
Exons: 3
Coding region: 1-915 (304 amino acids)
Biological process (GO): D-ribose metabolic process
Molecular function (GO): ribokinase activity
Source: RefSeq, a predicted model, not a curated record
AUGGCCGAAACGGAAGUGCUGGUAUUCGGCUCGGCCAUCAUUGACUUUAUAAGCUACACGACCCGUCUGCCGAAAGCCGGAGAAACGCUCCAUGGGCAUCGCUUCCAGACUGGCUACGGCGGCAAGGGCGCCAAUCAGUGUGUGGCUGCCGCGCGCCAAGGAUCCCGCACAGCUCUGGUGGCCAAACUGGGCGCAGACACCUUCGGAAGCGAUUAUCUGCGGCAUCUGCGCGAGGAGCACGUCAAUGUCAACCACGUCGAGCAGCUGGCGGAGCAGACGACUGGCGUGGCCCAGAUAGCCGUGUCAGAUGGCGGCGAGAACAACAUCAUCAUUGUGGUGGGCGCCAACAAUCGGCUGAGCUCGUGUGACGUUUCCUCGGCGGAGGCGCUCUUCCAGGAAGCCAAAGUUCUGGUGUGCCAGCUGGAGACGCCGGUUGAGGCCACCCUGACCGCUCUGAGAACCUUCCGGGGCGUGUCCAUUGUCAACGCGGCUCCGGCCAUGACCGACACACCCCCUGAACUGCUCCAGUUGGCCAGCAUCUUCUGUGUGAACGAAAGCGAGGCGGCUUUGAUGACUCAGAUGCCCGACAUUUGCAACGUAGAGCAAGCCGAAGAUGCGGUUGGAAAGCUGAUAGCGGCAGGUGCCAACACGGUGAUCAUAACUCUGGGCAAACUAGGAGCUGUAUUCGGCUCCGCCGACUCCAAGGGCGUGUGCCAGCAUGUGGCUGCGCCAAGAGUGGCGCCCGAAAAAGUGGUGGACACGACGGGGGCUGGCGACGCCUUCAUUGGGGCCCUGGCCCACCACUUGGCCCGUCAUCCAAAGGGGAAACUGGAGGAGCACAUAGCUGCCGCCUGUGCCGUGGCCUCGCAAUCCGUCCAGCUACCUGGGACGCAGUCGAGCUUCCCACGCGCUUAGAGGGAAAUCCCCGAGAGAAUGUGUCGCAACAAUAAAUCUCUAUCCUGA